UUCACAUCUGAAAACAAACAAUUCAUGACAAUUCAAGCAACUUCUUUAAUGGCUCCGUCAUCUCCGAUAGCCAUACAACGAUCACCGUGGCACUCACCGGUUCCAUACCUGUUUGGAGGUCUUGCUGCCAUGUUGGGUCUCAUUGCUUUUGCUCUGUUGAUCCUCGCUUGCUCCUACUGGAAGAUCUCCCCCAACAAUGAAGGUGAUCUUGAGUCCGGAAACCCUAAUGAAACCCAAGACUCCAAACCGGUUGAUAACAAAGUGCCACGUGUUUUCGAAGAGAAGUAUCUCGUAAUCAUGGCCGGACAAGUGAACCCAACGUUUUUGGCAACUCCCAUUUCGAGCCGAACGUCUUCGUUUGGUAGUUGUAGUUGCGGGAGCAACUCGACCGUGGCCAUGGACACAUCUUCGGUAGUUGAGGAAAAAUAGAGAACUAUGAGACUGCACAUUAACUCUCUUAGAAAUGAAUCCUGGAAGACUUGAAAUGCUGAAGAGUAAGCUCUGGUGAUUUCGGAUGCGUAGGGGAUAGCGUACGGGCUCUUGUAGAUAGACGAUCAUGGUGUAGAACGUUAUUGACAAGUGAAGGGAAAUUUUCCUUUUUUUUUUUCAGCCUAUUAUGAUUUUGGUACAUAAAACCAGGGGUGCGCAAAUCAUGGUUUGGUUCGAUUUUUAUUCUUAACCAUAAGUG
This is a messenger RNA of Helianthus annuus (common sunflower), 688 nucleotides long. Its product is annotated as protein GLUTAMINE DUMPER 2-like. The transcript has a single exon. Bases 25 to 429 code for a protein of 134 amino acids. Gene Ontology annotation, biological process: regulation of amino acid export. The record is from RefSeq and is a predicted model, not a curated record. NCBI's taxonomy places the organism in Eukaryota, Viridiplantae, Streptophyta, Magnoliopsida, Asterales, Asteraceae.